CCCCGGGCUCCCGGGAACGUCAGCACGCCGCCGUCUCCGGACCUGCUCCCCGCCAACCCCAUUGGUCGGAAGGAGAAGGCUGGCCCUCCCCAUUGGCCCGGCCCUCAUAUUGAACCGGCCAAUGGGAACUGCGGUUUCAGGUCGCCAUAGAGACCGAUGCUGUUAAGAGCGAGAGGGCCUGAAGAAGGUGGGGAGUGAGGCUGAAGGUGUCUCAGGCUUUGGGAGCGGGAGGGGCUGUAGGGAAGAGGUACAUGGGGAUUCCUGCAUGCUGGCUUUGAAACCUGAGGCAGCUUGUGCUUUGGCUUCCUGCCAACCCCAGCUGUGCAUGGUAGGGUUUGUCCCUCAUCAAACCUCGAAUCCAUGAGAGUCUAGGAGUGGGCAUUUCGCUUUUCCUGCGACCGGGAGCCCCUGAGACGUUGCCCUUUGACCUUUGACAUGUGUGCAGCUUCUGCUACUCCAGAUAUGGAGGACUUGAAUAAAAGAGAUCAAUCAUUCAUGACAAUUCAGAAAAACGAUAGCUCAGAUAAUCUGGUGUUCCAUAUGAAAAAUGGAAUGAGAAACAUCAAGUAUAAACCAGUAGACUAUCAACAGUUGCAUGCAUUAACGGAAGCAAAAAAAUUAGCUUCUGCCUCUACAGAGCUAAAGAUCAGGAAAGCAGUGGAGACUUCAAAGAUAUCUAAGGAACAAACACUACUAAAACAACACAAGCAAGUGUGGUGGCAGGAACACCAACGGCUAACUGAUAUCAGAUGUAAAGUGGAAUCUGAAAUAAAAUCCUUUCUCAGUGAGGAAAACAUUGGAAAUGAAUGUCUUUCUGACCUUCUAAAUUUUGAACAAGAGUUAUCAGAACAAUGGUGCACAUUUCUUAAGUAUGUGAUAAGUCCUAUUCAGCAACUGAGAGCAGAUCUAAAAUACAGACAGCAUCACAUUUCACAGCAUUCAUGCUCACAUAUUGAGCUUAACUCGGUGAAAGUACUGGAAGAGAUUGACUUCGUGAAGAAACAAUUGAAAGCUGUCUUCGAAAGUCUUAGUCUGGAGCAACAGAAAAUAGAAAAUUAUCUUUCAGACUGGAGUAUGAAGAUACUAGAUUAUUCUUCAGAAGAAAGAAGUAACCUGCCUAGUGAACUGCCUAUGGAAUUAGAAACUUUGGAAUGCCCGUACCCUGAUUUGAAAUCUUCAAUUCUUCAUGAGUUCUGUAACUUUACAGAGAAUUAUCAAAAGAAACUUCAAGACGUUGAUCUGCAGUUAGAAGACAUAUCCAGAAACUUCCAGUUAAGUGAAGAAGACCACUGGAUUUACCAGGCUGUUUUGGAUCAGUAUCCUGGAGAGCUCUGUAACAGAAGAACUCUGUAUCUGAACAUGUUACAAAGAUAUUUUCCUCACAGAUCUAGGCAUGAUUUGGUGGAACAUGAGAAAUAUUGUGAUCAAUAUCGCUUUGCCAGGGAGCAGCGAAGGAUCCUGAUAUCAAAUUGGAAUAAGAACAGGAGAGACUUUAUCCAGAAGGCUGUGCUGACCCUCACUGAGGCCUGUGCAACACAUGCAAUGGAGGACACAUUGGCUAAGGACAGGAGAAAGCAGCAGGAACUGUGUGCUCAUCUGAAAGCCAAGGUUCUUCAAUGGCGAGCCCACCAGGAAGAGGUAGCACGAUUGGAAAUGGAAAUUUCUGCCAGAAGAAGAGAAAAGGAGAAGGAGAAAGAGAAGCUUUGGAAGGAGAAGGAAUUGUUACAAAGAGCAGAGAAGAAAAAGAAAAUAAGAAAAUACUGGGCUAAAAAAGAACAGAAAUGGCAAGAAAUGGAAAUAAGAGAUCUUCAGUGUCUGGAAGAACUGAAGAAAUUAAUGGCUGAACAGUCAGUGAAAGACAGAGAAAGGGUUAAAUAUAGACAAGAAUUACUGGAAAAGCGUUUGAUGGAGAAAAAAGAAGUGGCCCUUCGAGACGCUCAUGAAGAAGAGGAGAGAGAGAGGCGUCUAGAAGCCCUUAGGAAACAGGUUGCUAUUGUCGCUCAGUUUGAUCCCGUUAGAAUGAUGUCAGAUACAACGGCAUCGAAAGCAAGGAUGGGUAUUGGAAUUGAAGAAGAAUUUAUUCUUCAAAAGCCACUCUUUACAUUGAAUACAUACAAUGAAUACCAGAUAAUUUCUGACCCUAGACUCCGUUUUGAGUUAGCACUUCGAGAAGCUGGACUUCAUAAAACAUUUUAUGCCAAAGAGAUAUUACCAAAAAUCAGUCCUCAAAAACCUCCAAGAAAGGACAUGGAGUCUACUGUAUUUAAAAUAUAGUUCAUCUGCAAAUCCUAUUACAUGAUAACAAGAUCAGGAUAACAGCAGUGACUUAUAGGUGUCCGUGGCUACCUUUCAAGCAGUUUGUACACCUAUCAGACAUCAAAGGAUCCAAGGGCUAGAGCUCCAGCAGCAGGAGGGAAUGAAUCUUACAGCAAAGGAAGGCUUAACUCUAAGGCUUUGCCUCUUCCUGUUUGGACAGUUCAGAGAUCCUCUGGGGCCCGUUAGCAAUUCCAAGCCAUCAGUGUGGUCAGGGAAUGAAGGAACCAGAUGAAUUUGCCAUAGUCAUUUUUCACGGUAAAUGAGAAUUAAUGGCCAUUCCUUCCAUUCAUUUGUUCAUUCAUGUAGAAAAUACUUAUUGAAUGACCAGAUGGCAGAUAUUAUCCUAAGGACUGGGGGUAUAGCAAGAAAACUACAAACAAGGUCCCGCGUUCUCAUGGUACUUAUAUUUCUAAUGGAGAGAGAUGUUAAAUAUACACCUCUAACUCAUUAAUAUAUGUAAAAUAGCAUAAAAGUUAAUAUAUAGAGAAACCAGAAUAUAAUUUAUAGUGGUGAAUGUGAUGCAGAGAAAUGGAGUACAAUGGGUGAGUGAGUUGAGUUGAGGUCAUCAUACAAGGAAGGCUUGCUGAUGAAGUGAGAUUUGUGGUGAGAGCAGAUAUGAAUCAUAAGAUAAGAAGUGGUAAUCCACUUGGACACAAGACCUUCUUCUCCCCGGGGGAUGAAGAAAGAUCCAAUUUUGCAUCAAUCCAAAUUCAGCAAGUGACUCCUCUGAGUUAGAACAAUGGCCUCUAGAAGACCCUUGUUUAAAUAACAAGCUGUUUAUGAGUUGAAACCAUUAGCUAUCACCAACUUUGUAUGAAGUCAGAGUGGUUAUAUAGGCAUCUGGUGAUAUUCAAAGGACAGAAAAGGCCAUUAGAGAAAGUGGUCUGGACAGACAGGGUGGGGGUGGCCAUUACUAACAGUAGGAACAGAAUGGCAGGGGGCUGGGGGAGCAGGAGAAUAGGUCUGGGAGGCCAGCCACAGCCUGUGGGCUCUGAGCCAUUGCUACCAAGUGAAAUACGUUGUCCAGUGGUACUUAACCACUGGUGUCUUCUCCCUAAGUUCCUCCAUGUUAAAGCAGCCUCUUGUGAAGGCUCUCUCAGUUCCGCACAGCAAGCUUUCUGCAUUCACACAGAGCUUUUCCGAGCUUCACUGCUGUGGGGGAAGAAUGUUAUAAAGUGGUGAUUAAAGAUGGGGACAUGGUGGCAUUGUAUGCAUUGAGAUUUGACCUGCUGGUCAAUCUGCCGGGGGCACUGUAACAGGAAUUCACCUUGAAAACAGUGGCGUCUGAAGGAGCUAAGAGUUCCCAUCACUACAGGAUGAGAGCUACAGAUGCAACCUGUAGGGUGAAUGUUGGCAGUCCAGAAGAUGUCGGCUCAGGGCGAGAGCUGCAACAGAGGCUCAGAAGCUAGGUGCUGGAAGGCUGGGAUCAGCUACCUAUGGGUCCAGAGCCGCAGGGAAAGGAAAGGUCGGCAGGGCUCCCAGAGCUACAGGAAGCAGGAGAGAAAAG
Molecule: messenger RNA, 3823 nt
Organism: Lutra lutra (Eurasian river otter)
Lineage: Eukaryota; Metazoa; Chordata; Mammalia; Carnivora; Mustelidae
Gene: CCDC148
Product: coiled-coil domain containing 148
Exons: 16
Coding region: 436-2274 (612 amino acids)
Source: RefSeq, a predicted model, not a curated record